Messenger RNA from Vigna radiata var. radiata (mung bean), 1111 nucleotides. Its product is annotated as nodulin-26. Gene Ontology annotation, molecular function: channel activity. The transcript has 5 exons. The record is from RefSeq and is a predicted model, not a curated record. Gene Ontology annotation, cellular component: membrane. Bases 56 to 862 code for a protein of 268 amino acids. Gene Ontology annotation, biological process: transmembrane transport. Lineage: Eukaryota; Viridiplantae; Streptophyta; Magnoliopsida; Fabales; Fabaceae.
AUUCACUUUACGAAUCAUUUCACUUAUCUGCCGUUUCUUCAUAUUUCUUUCUGCAAUGGACGAGAAUUCAACAACAAACCACGAGGUGGUAUUAGAUGUAAACAAGGAUGUCUCUAGAACAACCGAAGACUCAGGCUCCUGUCUCAAUGUUUCUUUCUUGCAAAAGUUGGUGGCUGAGGUGGUGGGCACGUAUUUCUUGAUAUUCGCAGGGUGUGCUGCAGUGGUUGUGAACAAGAACAACGACAACGUGGUAACACUUCCUGGGAUAUCAAUUGUUUGGGGACUAGUCGUGAUGGUGCUGGUUUACUCUGUUGGCCACAUCUCUGGUGCCCAUUUCAAUCCUGCUGUCACCAUUGCCUUUGCCUCCACCAAAAGGUUUCCCUGGAAGCAGGUACCAGUUUAUGUAGUAGCACAGGUUGUUGGAUCCACACUUGCAAGUGGGACUCUCAGACUGAUAUUCAGUGGCAAUGAGAACAAGUUUUCAGGAACACUUCCAUCUGGCACUCACGCCCAAGCUUUUGCGGUUGAAUUCAUUAUCACGUUUUUCCUUAUGUUUGUCAUAUCUGGGGUUGCCACUGAUAACAGAGCGAUCGGUGAGUUGGCUGGGAUUGCCGUUGGGGCCACUGUGCUGUUGAAUGUGAUGUUUGCAGGACCAAUCACAGGAGCAUCAAUGAACCCAGCAAGAAGCUUAGGCCCUGCAUUAGUGCACAAUGAAUUCAAAGGAAUAUGGAUAUAUUUAGUAUCUCCAACAUUUGGAGCUGUUGUUGGUGCAUGGGUUUAUAACAGUAUUCGUUACACAGAUAAACCACUGCGUGAGAUCACUCAAAGUGCCUCUUUCCUCAAAGGAAAAGGGCAUAGAUGAUUAUGAGGUGUGGUUUAAAGGAGUAACUUUUGCAGAUUUAGUUCUCACCAAUUUUAAUUAUCUUCAAGAUCAUGUAUCAGAAGCAAGUAAAGGGAGGAGAUACUUGUAUACCUUUUUCUCUGUUCUUCGUUUUACAGUGUCAAUGUAAUGUAACAAUUCAUCAACUUACUAGAUCAAUCUUAAUGGGUUUACGUCUAUGUUGUUGUAAAACUCAUAUAAAGAAAUUAAAAAUUUGCCUUUUGUUUUUCA